Molecule: messenger RNA, 1656 nt
Organism: Acaulospora morrowiae
Lineage: Eukaryota; Fungi; Glomeromycota; Glomeromycetes; Diversisporales; Acaulosporaceae
Source: the annotation of a GenBank genome assembly
AUGCUCGAUACAAUCUGUAGAAUUGAGCAAACAUUCUUGCUCUCGUUUCGCUCUCGAGAAAUUUGUUUACUUGCGAAUAUUGGUGUUCAACGAUCAAUACUUUUAUCUGGUCCAUCUGGUACAGGAAAGACCCAUGUAAUUCGUAGUCUAUGCUCCAAAUAUCAAGCAAAAUUGUUUGAUUUGACCAUAGGGGACUUGGCUGCGGAAUUUCCGGCUGAGACGGAAAAAGGGUUAUGGCAUUAUUUCCUGUUGGCUCGAAAAAAUCAACCUAGCGUAUGUAAGUACUUCCUCAAACUUUACAUUCCAAAGCUCUUUUUAAUUGGAGGUCUUACUGCUCCACAUUUUAAAGUGCUAUUAGAAAAUAUCGAAUUGUUUUUUCCGAUCGAUGAAAAACCUUUACUCCCUUUUUAUUUUUGUGAAUUAAUAGAAAAUUAUAUCACACAAGAUGUGGCCGUGUUAGUUGUUGGAAUCACAACAAAUGCUAAUCUGGUAAAUCCAAUAGUUCGAACGAUAUUUCAAGAUGAAAUUGAAAUUGAAAUUCCAACUCCUAAAGAACGUCUAGAAAUCUUUGGAACUUAUACAAAGGUUCUGGACCUCGAUAAUGAUAUAAAUGUUCAUGAAAUCAAUGAGAUGUGUCAUGGAUUUGUGGCGGCCGACAUUGUUUGUUUAUGUAGGAUGGCUUCAGAGAUGGCUGAUAUUCGCAGUAUUCAAGAGACAGGUGUUCCAGGGCAGUCGAGAAUAUUGAAUCGAGAUUUUCUUGAUAGCUUUAAGAAAAUUAGGAUUAGCAGUUUGCAAGGAAAAAAUAGCGCACAAAAGGUUGAUUCGGUGAAAUGGGAUCAUGUUGGAGGAUUGAAUGAAGCAAAGAAAAUAUUGGAAGAAUCAGUGAUUUGGAUGUACAAACAUUUUGACGCCUUUCGUCGUUUAGGUAUUAGACCAUCAAAAGGUGUUCUAUUAUAUGGUCCUCCCGGAACAGGAAAAACACUACUCGCCAAAGCUGUUACCACCGAGUCAUCAGUUCACUUUAUUCCAGUAUCCAUUCCGGAUUUGGUUAAGAGCGAGGUGGGUGAAUCCGAAAAGAUAAUUGCAAGCAUGUUCAAAAUAGCACGCCGAUGUAGUCCAUGUAUAAUUUUUCUGGACGAGUUGGAUGCAUUGUUUGGAAAUCGAGAAUCUAGCAGCAGUUUUGGGAGAAAGUUAGUAUCACAAUUAUUGUUGGAAUUAGAUGAACUCGAUUUAGUCGACCAAGGGGUGGUGAUUCUUGCAGCAACCAAUAAUCCUGAAGCAAUCGAUCCUUCUUUGCUCAGAUCAGGUCGACUGGAUAGGCUUGUGUACGUCCAACCACCAAAUUUUGAGGAAAGAAAAUCAAUUUUUACAAUUUUAAGCAAUGCAAAAACACGAUUUUCAAAUAACGUCGAUAUUGAUGAAUUGGCGGAAAAAACAGUAAAUUUCACUGGGGCUGAUAUUCAGGGGUUGGUGCAGAGAGCUGCAUUGCUAGCAUUCAAAAAGUUUAGGAAGAGUGAUAAUAAAGAGGAGAAAACAAUUGAUCGUGUGGAUUUACUAGAAGCACUUUCGAACUUCAAACCUUCGAUCAAUGACAUACAACUUACACGAUAUCAAAAAUUCACUGAAUCAAUGGGUAUUGAUUUAAAUUUUCGAUAA